Botrytis byssoidea is the source of this 1242-nucleotide messenger RNA. RefSeq lists its product as uncharacterized. The coding region runs from base 1 to 1242 and encodes 413 amino acids. The transcript is spliced from 2 exons. Gene Ontology annotation, molecular function: protein serine/threonine kinase activity; ATP binding. The record is from RefSeq and is a predicted model, not a curated record. Gene Ontology annotation, biological process: regulation of vacuole fusion, non-autophagic; vacuolar protein processing; protein phosphorylation. Gene Ontology annotation, cellular component: Golgi apparatus; cytoplasm. Lineage: Eukaryota; Fungi; Ascomycota; Leotiomycetes; Helotiales; Sclerotiniaceae.
AUGGCUCAAUACUUUCUUGAUUUAUUAUAUACCCUCACAAACUGCAUGAGCUGUUUUCCGGGCUCUCCGCAGCUCAAAAUAAAUAAUCGCAGUUUCAAGAUAUUACGAUUACUGGGCGAGGGCGGAUUUUCCUACGUCUACCUCGUCCAAGAUACCAGCAGUGACAACACCUACGCUGUGAAGAAAAUUCGAUGUCCAUUCGGUCAAGAAUCCGUGGCCCUCGCCAUGAAAGAAGUAGAAGCCUAUGCGCUCUUCUCGCCGCAUCCAAAUAUAAUACACAGCGUGGACUACUGUGUCUCUGCGGAUCGAUCAGAUCCAGGAGCGAAGACGGUGUAUAUUCUGCUACCAUACUAUCGACGCGGAAAUUUACAAGACAUAAUCAAUGCGAACCUGGUGAACCAUACGAAAUUCCCGGAGAAGAGACUGAUGGUUUUGUUUUUAGGAGUUCUGAAUGCACUGAAAGCUAUGCAUCAAUAUAAAGUUAGAGGAGGACCAGGUGGUGCGAAUAGUGUGAAUAAGGCGAAGAAAGUAAGGGCGGAUGCGGCGCGAGCAGACCAGGAAGCUGAAGAGGAAGUGGAAUCGAGGAGGGGAAGACAGAGAGGGAGGGAAACCGAUGAGGAUAGUGAACAGCAGGAACCACUCAUGGAUGGGGAAGUUACAAUGAGUCAAGAAGGUAUUGCGCCAGGAGGAGCUAGGGCGUAUGCGCAUAGAGAUAUUAAACCAGGAAACAUCAUGAUUGACGACGACGGCGUCCAACCCAUCUUAAUGGAUCUCGGAUCCCUAGCUCCCUCACCCACACCAAUAACCUCCCGAUCACUCGCCCUAGCAGUACAAGACCAAGCAGCCGAGCACUCCACCAUGCCCUAUCGCGCACCCGAACUCUUCGAUGUAAAAACAGGCAGUACUAUCGACACCAAAGUCGACAUUUGGUCGCUAGGAUGCACGCUAUACGCAUGUCUUGUCGGGAAAUCGCCCUUUGAGAUGCGCAGCGAUGAGACAGGAGGAAGUCUGAGCAUUUGUGUAUUAGGUGGCGAUUGGCGAUUUCCCGACGAAGGAGCUGGUGGAAAAAAGAAGACCACAAACCAGACGGGACAAAGUGAAGAUAGUGGUAUUAGCGAAAGUAUACGGGAAGUGGUGCGGAAAUGUUUGAAGGUGGAACCCAAUGAGAGACCAGAUGUAGAUGAAUUGAUGGAGAUUGUACGGGGGGUAAUUGAGGAGUUGCCCGAGGAUGGCCCUUCAUGA